Folsomia candida is the source of this 1933-nucleotide messenger RNA. RefSeq lists its product as uncharacterized. Bases 395 to 1912 code for a protein of 505 amino acids. Lineage: Eukaryota; Metazoa; Arthropoda; Collembola; Entomobryomorpha; Isotomidae. Gene Ontology annotation, molecular function: protein binding. The record is from RefSeq and is a predicted model, not a curated record. The transcript is spliced from 5 exons.
UUUGUUGUGCCAUGUAGCUUUUUUUUAAUAUAAAACAAUACCAUUCUUUUUCGCAAAUAUACGUAAAUACAUUCAAGUUCAAUACGGCUUUGUUAGCCUAAGGAAAAUUAGUAGUUAAGAAAAUAAUUAAUACGUAUAAUAAUUAUUAUGCAGACAUCGUGUAAGCAAAAAUCUCAAGCCUUUGGUAAGUUGUAAGCAUUUAUGUAUAUGGCAUUUUUUACAUUGCAUGUGUAGAAACAUUUUUAGGCAACAACAAGAUCUCAUACUGCGUGAGAUCUUCCUUCACUUGUUUAAUCUGGUCUGACUAAAUGCAUAACAAACAAUAAACAGGCUAACCUAUGAUGAGAAUGCAAACCAAUUGGACACUGAAUUUAUAAGUGACAUAAAAAGCAGAAUGAUCCUGCAUUGGAAUUAUCGAAAUCUCAAGGAUAUUCCAAAUUCCCUUCUGGAACAUGGGACUCACAUUAAGGAAAUUUACUUGAAGAGGAACUCUCUAACUUCUUUGCCGACGGAUAUUGGAAAGCUGGUAAACCUAACAAAUCUUUAUCUGAUUGGAAACCAAAUAACCGAAAUAUCCGAAAUUGGGAAACUGUGCAACAGUCUAAAGGUUGUUGAUUUGAGCCAAAAUUUGCUUCAAUUCAUUCCAUCGAGUGUUGCAAGUCUGUCGAAACUGGAGCAACUCGUGUUAACUCAAAAUCGUCUAACUUGUCUUCCAAAUGAACUUGGUCGCCUGAAAUCGCUAAAAUUUUUGGAACUGUCCGGAAAUAUGAUCUCCCACCUUCCUUCUCAAAUGUUUCAAGGAUUAGAAGCAUUGGAAGAAUUUGGCAUUGAUGGAAAUCCGAUACUACAUUUACCUCGCUGCAUUACAACGUUGCAUAAUUUGCGUUAUGUUUCUGCAUGUAAAUGCAAUCUUUUAUAUUUACCAACAAAGCCAUUUUACUAUUUGUUACAUGGCAAACAAACCGAUGGAAAUGUUAUUCCAAGAAAUGAAGCCCUUCAUGGCAGUCGAGAACAACAACGGUCACCCUUCAGUAGUGAUUUUAGGUUCCUAUUCGACAGCAAUCCAAAUCUGAAUUAUAUUCCAUACUGGAUGAUUCAAUUACUAGGAUCUGAUUUGGACAGUCACUGGUGUGGAUUUCUAGUGAAAAACAACCUUCCAGCCGAUCCUAUCCUUCAGCAGGAAGAAGACCGUCUUGGCACCAAUAAUAAUACUUUAUCCCUUAAUCCAAAGUUUAAUAUCACCUCUCAUCAUGGAAUAAAAUUAGUCCUUCGGCAUUGGAAGGAGCUCACUUUGUGUUUUGAUGAGGACGUCUUGCAAAUCCACACCGCAACCGCAGACCAGCCCCCAACCAUGUUGGAACAGUGUCUUCGAGUCGUGCACACUGAGAAUCUUCAGACAAGAACAAUGUCGUCACAUCAGUUCAGCCGCCGACAAACGCAAAUAGUUCAACCACGUCUUAAAUAUUCAUCAUGUGUCAAAGACAUGUCCUCCUCCUCAUCCGCUUCACAAUCACUUUAUGAUCCUUCUUCGUCACCACACUCAUCUGCAAUUGAAAUUGAUGGAUCAAUUUCGAAUUUGGAUCAAAAUAUCUCUUCCUCACACCCACCACCAAUCCUGCCAUUGAAUUUGAAGAGCAUAUUAGAACAAAGUGCUGUUGCCCACUGUUUCUCAUGCAUGAAACCUAUAUUUACCGAGACUUGGUUAGUUGUCGUUGGCGUUCCCCGGGGACAUCGACAUGGACCACAGAAUAAUAACGACCACCAUCCAGUACUACCAGAUGCAAAUGACCUGCAAAUUUCAUGCAUAUUUUUUUGCAGUAAGACCUGCCAUGAUAUGACAUCAUUGUUGAGCGCUUCAAAUUGGAAUGCUAUAAUAAAACAUGAGUUGAAGUUUAAAAGAAUUUCUAAAUAAAAAUAAUAAAUUUUAUCUGUA